Molecule: messenger RNA, 4299 nt
Organism: Trichoderma asperellum CBS 433.97
Lineage: Eukaryota; Fungi; Ascomycota; Sordariomycetes; Hypocreales; Hypocreaceae
Biological process (GO): endocytic recycling; post-Golgi vesicle-mediated transport; phospholipid translocation
Cellular component (GO): plasma membrane
Molecular function (GO): ATP binding; ATP hydrolysis activity; magnesium ion binding
Source: RefSeq, a predicted model, not a curated record
AUGGUGCCCAGCGUGCGCGGCGCCGAUGGUCUGAUGCGCUCCAAGUCGGAGGAGGCCAGCACUCUUCCCGAAUACCCUCAGAAGGGCUGCGUCGAAGCUGUGACUCCCGUCACCAAGACCUCUGUCGUCAAGCGCAUCCACGAUGUUGCCACUUCGGUGUACCAGAAGACCAUUGUCAAGAAGAUCCUGCAGCGGGGCCAACUGGCCGCCUCCAAGGAUGGCAGGAAGAUUCCUUUGCGACUGGAGAAUGACGAGCCAUUGAUUGAUGUUCGGCGCGGACAUGCGUACAUCUCCAACAGCAUUCGCACUUCUCGCUACACGCUGUGGGAUUUCCUGCCCAAGCAGCUCUUCUUCCAGUUCUCUCGUGUCGGCAACUUUUACUUCCUCUGCGUCGGAAUUCCUCAGAUGAUUCCUGGUCUUUCGACCACCGGCUCCUACACGACGCUUCUGCCCCUGCUUUUUUUCGUUUGCAUAACAAUGUUCAAAGAAGGCUACGACGACUAUCGACGACACCGACUUGACAAGGUUGAGAAUGCCUACUUUGCGACGAUACUCGGCAAGGAGGACAAGUAUACUAGCAAAACUAAACAAACGCAUUUUCUGGAUCGCUUUAAUCCUUUUCAUACGAAAACGACGACCGAACCUCGAUCUGUCUCCGCCGAAGAGUACCAAGGUGUGCGAUGGGUGCCGACGAGGUGGUCUGACAUAAAAGUUGGAGAUGUCAUACGACUUGCGCGCGACGAACCUGUGCCUGCCGAUAUUGCACUUAUAUAUAGUGACGGCGAAAACAACUUGGCCUAUGUCGAUACUAUGGCGCUCGAUGGCGAAACGAAUCUCAAGAGCAAGCAAGUGUGCAAUGCGAUCGAAGGAUGCGAUACCAUUCAAGGCAUUGCAAAAUGCGCAGCGGAAUUUGUCGCCGAAGAUCCAAACCCAGAUCUGUUCAACUUUAACGGAAAAGUUACCGUCAAUGGAAAGGCAGUGCCUUUGACUCUCAACGAAAUUGUGUACCGUGGAAGUGUGCUUCGAAACACCACCUGCGUUAUUGGAAUUGUGCUCAAUACCGGAGAAGAAUGUAAGCUGCGCAUGAACUCAAACAGACACCCAAAGGCAAAGAAGCCCGCCCUGGAGAGAGUGGUGAAUAAGAUUGUCAUUACUCUGGCUUUUUACGUCAUUAUCCUGUCCGUGGGCGUGUCAAUGGGCUACCUUCGCUGGAAGAAGACCACCGAGAGACACUCUUGGUACUUGCAGCAUGCUAGUGUUCCAUUCCAUGACAUUAUCAUUGCAUUUAUCAUCAUGUUUAACAAUGUCAUUCCCCUGUCACUGUAUGUGAGCUUGGAAAUCGUCAAAGUUGGACAGCUACUUCUUCUCAAUUCGGAUCUCGGCAUGUACGAUGAAGAAUCAGAUACGCCGGCGCGGUGCAACACGAACACCAUUCUCGAGAACCUUGGCCAGGUUGAAUACAUCUUCUCGGACAAAACGGGUACUCUCACAGACAACGUCAUGAAGUUUCGCAAACUCAGCGUUGCUGGUACCGUGUGGCUUCAUGAAAUGGAUUUAGAGCCGCAGCCGUCGUCGGAUAUCUCUGAUAGCACUUCGUCGAUUGUCAAAAACUUUGACUUUCCCAGCCGAUCGCCGUCUGUAUAUAGGAGGGACCGAAUGUCAGUUGUCAUCCACGAGGAUCAAGUUGAAAUGACGGAUUCGCCGAUACAUUCUCCAAGACCAUCAAUGGCAGGACGACGAUCUUCAUCUGUGUGGCGAUCAACGGGACGACCAGACCAUGUUCAACCUGAUGUCAACACCUCGGACUUGAUCGAGUAUAUGAAACUGCGGCCGCAUUCGGCUUUUACUAGGAAAACAAAGGAGUAUCUGCUUGCUAUGGCACUAUGUCACUCUUGUUUGCCCGAGAAUAAGGAUGGGAAGAUGGACUUUCAAGCAUCGUCACCGGAUGAACUUGCUUUGGUCAGAGCUGCCCAGGAGAUGGGUUAUUCGGUUGUCCAGCGAAACUCGAAGCAAAUAACCGUUGAGGUAACUCACGCCGAUGGGACAACGGAACGCUUGAAAUAUGAGAUCCUGGAUGUUAUUGAAUUCAGCAGUGCCCGAAAGAGGAUGUCUAUUGUUGUUCGCUAUCCUGAUGGCCGCAUCUCGGUUAUUUGCAAAGGCGCUGAUUCUGCUAUUUUGCCUCGACUAAGACUGUCUACAUUGGCUAUGCAAAAGGCAACCGAAGUUCGGCAGAGUGCUGACCUUGAGCACGAAAUGUUCCGCCGAAGCGAGCAGCUCGAACCUCGCAAUAGCUUCGGCGGGAGGCCCAGUUUCAGCGUUCGCCGUAACCCCACCAUCACGAGAGAAAGAAGCGUGCACCGGCAAUCGAUGGGAAAUCGAAGCAAGUCUUUCGAGAUCAACAAGCUGACUCGUCGAUCUGAGGAUCGGCCAGAACGGCCACGCUUGACUAUCAACGCACGAGGAGCAUCGUUUGACGUCUCAAACCGCCAGUUUCUUAGCCCCAUGUCACCUCACGUACCGCAACCACUGGAUCCCCGUUUGGCAUUUUUGGAAGACUCUGGAAUUUUCGACGAAUCUGAAGUCUUCACGAAAUGCUUCAAGCACCUCGAUGACUUCGCAUCCGAAGGCCUUCGCACCCUUCUUUUCGCGCAAAAGUUUGUUUCGGAGCAAGAGUACAGGUCGUGGAAGAAGCUUUAUGACGAUGCUACGACUAGUCUGACGAACCGGCAAGAAAAGAUUGAGGAUGCGGCAGAGAAGAUUGAGGAAGCAUUUGAGCUGGUUGGUGGCACCGCCAUUGAGGAUAAGCUCCAAAAGGGCGUGCCAGAAACUAUUGAUAGGCUUCGACGGGCUAAUAUCAAGAUUUGGAUGCUGACGGGAGACAAGCGAGAGACAGCCAUCAACAUUGCUCACUCUGCCCGAAUUUGCCGCCCUGGAUCUGACCUGUACAUCCUAGACGUCACAAAGGGAUCUCUUGAGACGCAGCUCUCUGCUAUAGCCGAAGAUUUGAACGCUGGCUCCAUUCACAGUGUAGUUGUCAUUGAUGGACACACAUUGGCCGCCGUUGAAAAGUCGGAAGCUCUUUCGAUUCAGUUCUUUGCCAUUAUGCUUCUUGUCGACUCUGUUAUUUGCUGCCGUGCAUCUCCAGCUCAAAAGGCUCUCUUGGUCAAAACCGUCCGUGGUAAACUAAAAGGGUUCCGAGGCAAGGAACGCCGGGGUCUGACGUUGGCUAUCGGAGAUGGCGCAAAUGACCUUGCUAUGAUCCAAGCCAGUCACGUCGGAAUUGGAAUUUCAGGAAAGGAAGGGCUUCAAGCCGCUCGAGUAGCAGACUAUGCCAUUGCGCAGUUCCGCUUCUUGCAGAGGCUGCUUCUCGUCCACGGAAGAUGGAACUACGUCCGCACUGCCAAAUUCAUCGUCUGCACGUUCUGGAAAGAAAUGUUCUUUUACCUCCCUGCGGCGCAGUACCAGCGCUUCAAUGGUUAUACUGGCACUUCUCUCUACCAAUCGGCGAGUUUGACGGUCUUCAACACGCUGUUUACCAGUCUUUGUACGAUUUGCAUGGGUAUCUGGGAGCAGGAUCUCUCCGCAGAGACUCUGUUGGCUAUACCUGAGCUCUACAUCUUUGGUCAGCGCAAUAAGGGCCUCAACUUUUGGAAGUAUAUGCGAUGGAUGCUCCUCGCUGCCAUUGAAGGUAUAAUUACCUGGAACGGUAUCUGGGCAGGCUACGGAUGGGUGUCUCCGGCGGCCAAAGAUGAAAAUUUGUAUGCCAUUGGAUCCUUGGUGUUUACGGUUGGUGUUUUGUGGAUCAACUGGAAACUAUUCAUCUUUGAAACCCACUACAAGUCAGCUGUAGUCAUGGCCUGCUUCUUUGUCACCACAGCCGGCUGGUUCGCAUGGUUGGCUUUCCUAGACGGCGUGUAUGCCGGUACUCCGUCUGGUGACUACGAUAUCCGCCAUACCUUUACCAAACUUUGGGGAGCUGAUGCCGUGUGGUGGUCCACCGUCUUCAUUGUGCUCGCCUUUUUGGGCAUGAUUGAACUUCUUUUCAAGGCUGCGAAACGAGGAAUGCUCGUUGCAGGCCUGUGGCACUGGCCUCCCUGGCAGAGGAAGAAACUGGGUGACAACGUCGAGGAGUGGGAUUUGGAGCUCUGGCAAGAAAUGGAGCAAGAUCCCGCGGUGAAGAGAAAGCUCGCAAAGAUGGCGAGAGAUGAUGAUGAUGUUGAGUUUGAUCUAGACGAAGAGGAGGAGGAGGAAGAUAUCAUGGAGCAAAUUGAGAUUGAUAUCUCUGCGGGGAGAAGGUAG